AUGGCAAAGGUAAAACAAGUGGCUACCAAACCUCAAAAAUUUAUGGGUGAUGCUAUGAAAGCCACUGGCAAAUCAGAAAAGAAAAGAGAAGAAGAAACUGAACUUGAGAAUAGUGAUGAAGAAACAGAGACAGUGGCAGAACGAGCAAGAAAAAGAAAAGGAACUGGUAUUGCUGGGUUAGAGCUUUUUAAGAAAAAGAAGAAAAUGGAGAAGGCCCCUGCUUCGAAACCCUUUGCACAACAGAAUAUUUUCGAGCUAAGGUACAUUAAAUGGGAUUCUUUUUCUGAUUUGCCUUAUGAAUUUGAAGAUUUAUUUACUUUUCAAGGCUGGAUGGAAUUUUCUGAGUUGAAUGAAUAUUAUUAUCCUUAUUUAAUUCAAGAAUUUUAUGGGAGUAUGAAAGAAGGUGUUAAAGGAGAAAGUUUUAGUGUGAAAGUUAAGAAGAAAAGUCAUAUUAUUGAUGUAGAUUUCUUAGCCUCUGUUUUGAACCUACCAAAUGAUGGAAAUAGGAUUGGAACCUUCAAAGAUACUAGGAAGCUUGAAGGAUAUGAUGAGAAGGCAUUUCAAUUGUCGAUUUUUUCGGAGGGUACACCCAAAAAUGAAAUGACCAAUAUUAGUUUAGUGCCUCAAAAUUUUAGGAUUCUACAAUCCUUCAUUCAAUAUUUGCUCAAUCCUAGAAGUGGUAGUCAUUCAUAUGCAAACAGCCUUGAUUUAUGCAUUAUGUGGCACUUGGUUAAUAAGAUCAUAUUCAAUUUGCCAUUUUUAAUUUUCAAAGUGAUUGCUAAGUCUAGUAAGCAUAAAAGGUUGCCAUAUGCUAUGCCUUUAACUCUUGUAUUUCAAGCUAUGGGAGUUGACAUGAGCAAAGAAAAGAAGUUUAGCAAUCCUAUCCCCAUUAAGGAGAUAUUCGAGACUGAUGAUGAUAGGAAAAGGAGUAAGAAAGAAGAGAAAAAGCAAGAAGAAGAGACUGAGAUUGAGAUUGAAUCUAAAUCAGAUUCAAAUUCUAAAACAGAAUCGGACAUCCCAAUAAGCAAGUUGAAAGAGAGAAGUUCUAAGAUAGAUGAAGGGGAAAGCUCUAAGAAGAAAGAGAAAAUGAAGCUGAAAAUGUCAGAUUUUGUGAAAAUAAGUAAAGCAAAUCUGGACAUGAUGAAGGAAAUCAAAGAAAUGAGUGGACUGAGCUUGCGUAUUUUAGAAAAAUCUCAUGAAUUGAAGAAGGGAAUUAUGGCUAAGCAAAAUGCAAAGAUGGAUAUGUUGAUUAAUAGAUUGGAUAGACAAGAAUGGAAGUUUGGAGAUUUUGGAAGCUACUCACAAGGUACUGCUGGUCCUAGCAAUGCAAAGGCUGUUGGACUAAGUGGAGUAAAAAUUUCCGAAGAGGAAAAAGAAGAUGAGUGUAACACCCUCACUGUAUCGGGUAAGAGGUGUUACAAGGAGCAUUUAGAAGCUGCUGAAAAGGAAAAAGAAGAAAGCAAGCUAGCUGAGGAUGAAGAAGUAGAGAAAAAUGUUGAGAAGGAAGAAUCUGCAAAAGAGGAAUCAGAAGCAGAACAAGAACCUGACAAGGAAAAAUCAAGAGAAUCCUCCUCAUCUCAUACUAACAGCAAUAGUAGCAGUGAAAAUGGAAAAAGUGAAGGCAGAAAUGGUUCAAGACAAGAAGAGGAGAAGGAAGAUGCUGACAAAAAGAAAGAAGAGUAG
Messenger RNA from Hevea brasiliensis (rubber tree), 1683 nucleotides. RefSeq lists its product as uncharacterized. The transcript has 3 exons. The record is from RefSeq and is a predicted model, not a curated record. Bases 1 to 1683 code for a protein of 560 amino acids. NCBI's taxonomy places the organism in Eukaryota, Viridiplantae, Streptophyta, Magnoliopsida, Malpighiales, Euphorbiaceae.